GCACAAGGUGUUUCAGAAAUGUUCAGCUGCAAUAUACUUCGAUCACCCUUGUGAUGAGCCGAACAGAAGGAAACUAUAGCAGACAUCCAAUCAAGAAGUGCUAUUCCAUCAUAUAGGACCAAUCCAAGCGAUGCUUCUUUGAGCCAAAUAUUGGGUAUACAGAGAAGAUAUCCAGAGGCAGGAUGUAUCCCAUUCAUGACCAGGCCCUGGGCCUCUAUCCCUGGCCAAACGUGCAAAAAUACUUGUUGUUUGUGGCUCUGCUAAUGCCUCCCGUAAGAGCUGACUUGGGGGAUAAAGAAGGCAAACAUUUCUUUUGGAAGUCAGGUCCGUGGGGUCAAUGCGUAGGAGAAUGCGGACCAAGUGGGCUACAGAGUCGGUCGGUUUGGUGUGUCCACGGGGACAGCUGGGUUACCCACAUCUCAAACUGCAACCCAGAGGAGGAGCCAGCAAGCCAGCAGAACUGCUUUAAAAUCUGCAACUGGCACAGAGAACUCUAUGAAUGGGAGACUACAGAAUGGGACCUGUGUGUUCUUGUACCUUAUCUCCACACUGGGGUUACGUCAAGAACUUCGGAAUGCGUCACAGCCCAACGCGGACUACAGCAUAGACAAGUGAGUUGUGUCCACAAGAACAAUAGAUCCAUAACCUCUCUGGAAAUCUGUGAGUACUUUACUCCGCGACCAGCAAAUGAACAAUCGUGUCUGGUACCAUGCCCACAGGAUUGUAUUGUUUCGGAAUUCACACCGUGGUCCACGUGCAGUAAAAACUGUGGGAAACAUCUUCAGCACAGGACUCGUUUUGUCAUUUCGACAUCUUUGUACGGUGGCUCAGACUGCCCAAAUCUCACAGAAUGGAGGCCUUGUCCAUUCUAUGGCUUCUGCUCUUUUGGGGAAGAAGAUCAUAUGUACAGUCUUAAGGUUGGCCCAUGGAGCGAGUGUAGGUUGCCUCAUCUGAAGGAAAUCAGUUUUAGUGGAAGGACCAUGUUGGAUUUUGGCUCAGAUUCAGGUGAAAAGAGUACAUUCAAACAGGAGAGCCAUCGAUCACAGGAAGGAUUCGAUAGAUGGGAUAUGGAGAUUGGUUAUCAAACUCGCCAAGUACAGUGUACACGAAGUGACGGAAGGAAUGCAUUGCUAAGCAUCUGCACCCAGGACAAUAUGCCCCUACACUAUCAAUCCUGUAUUAUGCCGAAAGACUGCGAAGUGUCAGAAUGGGGUGACUGGACUUCCUGUUCUAAGACGUGUCAGCUGGGAGGAACUGUGCUUGGGCUGCGGAAUAGAAGGAGGACCAUUAAGCAUAUGGCCAUUGGAGAGGGGAAGCUAUGCCCAGAGCUGGAAGAGACGGAGGCUUGUAAUUUUGGACGCCAGUCACCAUGUAAUGGAUUUUCCUGGAAGACCUCUGAGUGGACAGACUGUCUGGUAUCUCUGCUCACUAUCCAGGACAACGUUCCCUUAGAGGAGGACCAUGUUCAGUGCGGAGGCGGCAUUCAGACCCGCAAAGCGUUUUGUGCACAAACGGUUACAGAAUCUGGAGCACAUGGACAAAUAGAAGUCUACAGGCCGGUGGAUCCAGAGUUUUGUGAAGGACCACCCGCAUCCACCACUCAGCUCUGCAACAUCCAAUGCCCUACGGACUGUACGCUGUCUACGUGGACUGACUGGGGACCUUGUAUCCAUGAAAACUGCCAGGAACCUCAGGGGAGGAAAGGUUUCAAAUUCCGGAGAAGACAUGUCUUACAGCAGUCGGAAAACGCCGAAAGGAAGUGUCCACAUUUAGUGGAAUCGCUGCCCUGCGACGAUCCUGUGUGUUAUAAGUGGGCCAUAUCAGGGGACCUGCACUGCGUUCCUGAGAACGGGGACUGUGGCCAUGGAAGAUACCAUAUAAACACCACCUGCAGGGGGCAGAAUGGGGAGCCGGUCUCUGCAGAGCUGUGUGUGGAUGAGCCUCCUGUCCAGCUGGUGUGUAAAGUUCCCUGCAGCCUGGACUGCGUCAUUAGCGAGUGGUCAGACUGGUCGCCGUGUUCCCGUUCCUGUUCCACAAAGAAUGCCGAGGGGAAGCAGAGCAGGACCAGAUCAAUCCUGGCCUAUCCUGGAGAAGGUGGGAAAUCUUGCCCAUCAAGCCAAGCACUCUAUGAGUACCGACCGUGCAACGAUCAUCCAUGCUCUGCAUUCUACUGGGAGCUGUCACCAUGGGAACCGUGUACAGGGGAAUCAUGGAUACAAAACAAAAGCCUCAGCAAGAAGGACAAGUGUGGCAUUGGACUUCAAUCCCGCAAAGUAUUCUGCAUGAAAAGCAACGCUGGACAAGUAGCAAGCAAGAGGUGCCCAGAAUCUACCAAACCUGACACCAGCCAGCCAUGCCCUCUUCCCUGCACUAGAGACUGUGUUGUCACCCUGUUUAGUGAGUGGACUCCCUGCCCUAAAACCUGCCAGCCUGGGAACAGCUCUGCAGUCAAACAGUCCCGAUACAGAAUUGUCAUACAGGAGCCACUUAAUGGGGGUCAUCCCUGUCCAGACACCUUGUAUGAAGAGAGAGAGUGUGAUGAUGUCCCUAUCUGUCUGCUCUACAGGUGGAAACCUCAAGACUGGAGUCAAUGCGUCCUUGUGCCAGACUACGUGAGGCAGGGCAUAGCUGGGGGCACCGAAUCCUGCGGCCCGGGGAUACAAUUCAGAGAGAUGAUCUGUGUUACUGCCGGUGAUCGUCCAGUAGAUGUGACUGAGUGUAUCAGAUGGGCCGGUCCUGCUCCACCUACAGCACAGGAGUGUAACGUGCCCUGCAGAGAGGACUGCAUAUUCACCCCUUGGUCUAAGUUCAAUGCCUGCUCUGCAGACUGCAUUUCAUAUAGAAUAAGGAGGAGAUCCCUGGCCGGUAGAAGCAAGAAGCGGGACAGAUGUCAGAACAGCGAGCUUUAUCCGUUAGCGGAGACCGAGGCGUGCGCCUGUGAAGUAUAUAAAUCUCAGCCGUAUGGAAAUUGGUCGGACUGCAUAAUUCGAGAUGGAAGAAAUGAAAUGCAGCUGGGAGUGAGAGCUCGCAGGGACAUGAAAGGCUGCGGUGAAGGCAUUCGACUGCGCGCAAUCGCCUGUUAUGACUUAACUGGCAGGAUUGUAGAGCCCAGUCUCUGCAGUCGUUCCGGUUAUAUUGAGGAAAGGUGUGAGGUACCCUGCCCGUUUGAUUGUAAGCUCAGCGACUGGUCCAGUUGGACUUCCUGCAGUGCUUCCUGCGGUACGGGAGUGAAGGUCCAUUCUAAAUUCCUCAAAGAGAAACCUUAUAAUGGAGGACGCCCGUGUCCAAAGCUUGACCUGAAAAAUCAGGCUCAGGUGUACGAAGUAGUCCCCUGUUAUACCGAAUGCAAUCAGUACUUGUGGGUGUCUGAGCCGUGGUCCGCCUGCAAGCUGCACAGCGAGGGGAAGACCGCCGGCUGCGGCCUUGGAAUACAAAUCAGAAGAGUGCGGUGUGUGAAUAUAUCAGAUAGUGCCGAAGAUGCUUUUGUAAACAGCACAUAUUGCAGUCACCUGGAAACACCUUCCACAAGACAAAACUGCUCGCUUACCUGCCUCGGAGAAUGUGUGAUGUCCAACUGGGGGCCGUGGAGCCGCUGCACACAGCCUUGUGACUCUUCCUCGGUGCGGUCAAGGACAAGAUUUCCUCUGAGGAUUCCCGCGAACAGGAAGACGUGUCCCGAGGCUUCUCAGACAGAGCCGUGCGUCCAGAACACUAACUGUUUCCACUAUCACUAUAAUGUCACAGAGUGGAGCGCUUGUCAGCUCGGUGAAAAGGCUGUGUGCGGGGAAGGAAUAAAAACUCGGCUUUUAGACUGCACCCGCAGCGAUGGAAAAUCUGUGAAAAUUUCCUUUUGUGAGCAGCUAGAGUUGAAGAAGCCUGAAAAGAUGAGUCUUCGCUGCCUUGUGGAAUGCACGAUCGAUUGCCAUGUCUCGGACUGGUCGCCUUGGUCUCCUUGUUCGCAAUCAUGUGGCACUGGAGGCCAGCAGAUCCGUUCCCGACACAUCAUAAUGCAAGCAGAAGGAGAUGGGAGACCCUGCCCGGCUCAUCUCACCCAGCACAAGGGCUGCCUGAUUUCCCCCUGCUAUGUCUGGAGGUUUGGAGAGUGGUCUGGGUGUACAGUAGAGAAUGGUCAAUGUGGAGAAGGACUGAAGUCUCGUAACCUCACAUGUGUAGUACACGAUGGUUCCACCUCCGGUGCAGAAAAGCAAGUAGACCACAAAUUCUGCGGCCUGUUACCCGGACAGGAAAGUCCACUCACGCUGCCCUGCUACGUACCAUGUCCAGGUGAUUGUCAUCUCGCGGAAUGGUCCCAUUGGAGCUCCUGUGAGGUCACGUGCAUCGAUGGGCGCAGUUUUGAAACAGUCGGACUCCAGACGCGGUCGAAAACUUUCAUUGUGCAAUCUCUAGAGAAUCAGGAGGAUUGUCCAAAGCCAGUGAUGGAGACCAGACCCUGUACAGGAGGCAAGUGUUUCCGAUAUUUGUGGAAAAUGAGUCCCUGGAAGGAUAAUAAGAGAACGGUGUGGUGUCAGCGAUCCGAUGGAACAAAUGUCACAGGUGGCUGUUCUCCAAACUCCCGACCCGCUGCAGUUCGGCACUGCGACCCGCCAUGCAGAAAACCAUUUUCUUACUGUAUGCAGAGCGGAGUGUGUGGCUGCGAAGACGGGUACACACAGAUCAUGCGAUCAAGCGGCGUUCUGGACUACUGUGUGAAGGUUCCAGGCAGUGAAUCCAAGAAAGCUGACGUGAAAACUUUCAUUGGGAGGAACAAACCUGCUGACUCCAAACUCCCCGAGAUCUUCAACUGGUCAUUUCAGUUAUUUGACCAAGAUGGCCGGGUGAGUCUUUGGGUCUACGUUGUGUGUGCAGGGAGUUUUCUUAUCCUGAUUAUCCUGAUAAUCAUCUCUUACUUGGUCUGCAGAAAGCCGCAAGUACCAAAAAGUCCAUUUCCUCAACAGAAGCCGCUCACCUUGGCAUACGACGGAGAUUUUGACAUGUAAUCUGAAGUUACAACUUGGAAUUGAAAGAAAAUCUGCUGCCUUAACCCCUCUUUAGUACAAAAAUCACCUUUCCCUGUAUAUCUACCAGGAAAAUAAAACCGCCAUUGGUGUUCUUCUACUGAUGAUUAGACUUUUAUGGUUUCCUUACAGAAUACGCACAUGAGAUGGUCCAACCUUUACUUCUUCCAAAGUGCGAUCUCCCGGUAUUCAUGUCGGUUCUUCAAAGCAGAGCGUGUGCUGCAGGCAGUUAUUACAAUAUGAAAGACGU
Molecule: messenger RNA, 5265 nt
Organism: Nanorana parkeri
Lineage: Eukaryota; Metazoa; Chordata; Amphibia; Anura; Dicroglossidae
Gene: THSD7B
Product: thrombospondin type 1 domain containing 7B
Exons: 29
Coding region: 183-4997 (1604 amino acids)
Biological process (GO): actin cytoskeleton organization
Cellular component (GO): plasma membrane
Source: RefSeq, a predicted model, not a curated record